CCAUGAUGGACUUCUUUGAUGAUCCAAACCUGUUUGUGGGGAGUUUGGAGGGGCUGUCAGAUGAGGCCUUUGUAGCUGGUCCUGUGUCUUUGGUGGAUGAGCUGAACCUCAGCGCUGGGUUUGAGCCAUUGCAAGUGGAAUCUUUAGCUGCAGGGAAGCACACUGGCAUAGUACCCACCUCCUCCUCUUCCUCCCAGAGCUUGAAUUUUGAGCAGCAGAUCAGUCAUUUUGAGACCAUGAAGGCCCCACCGUCUGUUGCACAACCUUUCUCUGGGUCUGAGUGCAGUGCUGUUGGCAGUGGUGGUGCCUUGUUGGCCCAGCACUCACAGUUCCACAACUCCCCAGCACAUCAAGCACCCCAGUCCAAUGGGCUUUUCCCAGACAGCAGUCCCAUGUGGGGAAAUCAGGACCAGAAUGGGAAUUCAUUUCAUCCACUGCAGCAGCAGCAGAUUCAUCACCAACACCUUAACCAGCACCACCACAUUCAGCAGCCUCAGCAGCAUGUGGACUCCCAGCCACUGCACCAGCAUGGCAAGGCCUUCCCAGACCACCGCAAUUUUGACUUCUACCAAGGCAACCUAGCACAGAAGCAAGAGCAGAAUCCCCACAACCUGCCCCAUUCCCUGCCACUCAAUGCAAAUGGGAGCCGUAAUGGGAGCCCCUCUCACCAAAGGGGUGCAGCUAAUGCUAUGAACCAGCCCAAGUCCUAUCUAGACACACACAAUGCCUCCUUUCCGAGUGGCCCUCAGCAGCAGCAGCAGCAGCAGCAUCAGAGCAGCAUGCUGAGCUGCCAGGGGGCUCAGAAGUUCUCAAGUUCAUCGGAGGACAUGAACCUGCCUUUCUCCAGACCAUCCUUGUCUGCAUCACAUUCUCUCUCCUGCUCUGUCAGUUCUGGGGCUGCCUACUCUCUGUCUCAGUAUUGCUUUCCUGGACAGCCAGCAGUGAGCAUGAGCGAACCUCAGUCUUCUGUGCCAGUCUCUAUCACCACCACCAAAACCUCCAGGGCUGCAGCCCUGCAGUCGUCAAUGGCGGACUUCUCAGGGGCAGGAGAUGCUUUUUCGUUGCUCCCUGGGAUAGAACAGGAUGCAGUGAAUCAAGCUGGGAAAUGCCCUUUCCAAGCUAUGCAGAACUUGAGGCAAACUCAGGGAAGCUACAGCAGCGCUGAGAUGUUCACUGAAGACAUGACCUGCUACCCUGGAGCUACGAGCCAGCAUUCCUCCAACCAGCAGGGUAGCUGUGAGACGACUGUACCUCCAGCAACCAGCAGUAAUGGUUACCCGGAGCUGGAUGAGAAUCUUCUGCAGCAGGUGGGUGGUCAGAGUGGGGAUUUUGAGGGGCUUGAGGCACCCGACCUCCUGGAAGACGACCUUCUUCCUCAGCUAGAGGCUGCCCUGAGCCAGGAGGCCCCGCUGGAACAGCAGGAUGACUCCAACUGCUCCUGGGCAAAUGACACCCAGGUGGAAGAAGAGGGCAGCUCAUUCUCACUGGAUUACAUGACACAGCCCCGUAAGAACACUAAUGGUUCCAGUAACCACCCACGGGUCCUCAGCCUGACGAUGAAGAGCAGCUCAUCAUCAUCUUCAUCAUCCUCAUCGUCCUCCUCCUCUUCCUCCUCCUCCUCCCCCUCCUCCUCUGAAAAGAGGCUGCAGAAGAAGCAGCUGAUGGAGAUGGUGCCAGAGGACAAGCAGGAGAAAGCCAACCGGAUCAUCUCAGAGGCCAUCGCCAAGGCCCGGGAGAGGGGCCAGAAGAACAUCCCGCGGGUCAUGAGCCCAGAGAGUUUCCGCUCACCGGAGCGCAGGACGCACCACAGCAGCAAGGCCCAGGCCAAGGAGAAGGCCUCCAAGAAGGCCAGGAUCAUACCCCCUGCCAAGGCCAAACAGAGGCCCAAGAUUGGGAAAAUUGUCAUCAAACUGGGCAAGAAGAAAAAACGGAAGAACGAAUCAUCAGAGGAGCUUUCAGAGGACGAACCACCCCCUCGACGCUCGUCCAAGGAGGACGACUUGAAGAGAAGAUCCAAUCGGCAGGUCAAGAGAAAGAAGUAUGUGGAGGACGGGGAGUCCAGGGUGUCUGACGAGGAGAUGAGGGUGGUUGUCAAGGCUAAGAAAGCAACGGCAGACCCCCGCAAAGAGUCGGAGAUGCAGCUGUUUGUGGAGAACCCCACUGAGGAAGAUGCUGCUGUUGUUGAUAAAAUCAUGUCAUCACGCCUGGUGAAGAAGGAGGUCUCUCCGGGAGUUGCGGUCGAAGUUGAGGAAUUCUUCGUAAAAUACAAGAACUACUCCUAUCUUCAUUGCGAGUGGGCCACAGAGCAACAGCUGGAGAGGGACAAAAGGAUCCAACAGAAGAUCAAACGCUUCAAGAUUAAACAAGCACAAAGAGCACACCUCUUUGCAGAUAUGGAAGAAGAUCCCUUUAACCCUGAUUAUGUGGAGGUGGACAGAGUGCUGGAAGUGUCUUGCUGUGAGGACAAGAACACUGGAGAGCCUGUGGUGUAUUACCUAGUGAAGUGGUGCUCCCUGCCUUAUGAGGACAGCACCUGGGAACUCAAAGAAGAUGUGGACCAGAGCAAGAUUGAGGAGUUUGAGCAGCUGCAGGCAGCCCAGCCAGACUCCCGCAGAGUGGAGCGACCCCCAGCUAGUCACUGGAAAAAGAGGGAACAGUCACGGCAAUACCGCAAUGGCAACAGCCUCAGGGACUACCAGCUGGAGGGAGUGAACUGGCUGCUCUUCAACUGGUAUAACAGACGAAAUUGCAUCCUGGCUGAUGAAAUGGGCCUGGGAAAAACCAUCCAGUCCAUCACAUUCCUGGAGGAGAUCCACCGCGCGGGAAUCAAGGGCCCCUUCCUCAUCAUCGCCCCACUCUCCACCAUCACCAACUGGGAGCGCGAGUUCCGCACCUGGACGCACCUCCACAUCAUCGUGUACCAUGGCAGCAUGGUCAGCCGGCAGAUGCUGCAGCAGUACGAGAUGUACUUCAGAGACCUGCAGGGCCGUAUGAUCAGCGGGGCAUACAAAUUCCAGGCCGUAAUCACCACAUUUGAGAUGAUACUGGGCGGCUGCCCCGAGCUGAAUGCGAUUGAGUGGCGCUGUGUCAUCAUCGAUGAGGCCCACCGCCUCAAGAACAAGAACUGCAAGCUGCUGGAGGGCUUCAAGCUCAUGAGCCUGGAACAUAAAGUUCUUCUUACAGGCACUCCUCUUCAGAACACAGUAGAAGAACUCUUCAGCCUGCUGCACUUCCUGGAGCCAUCGCGGUUCCCCUCUGAGAACACUUUCCUCAAGGAGUUUGGGGAUCUGAAGACAGAGGAGCAGGUGCAAAAGCUGCAGGCUAUCCUAAAGCCCAUGAUGCUGAGGAGGCUCAAGGAGGAUGUGGAGAAGAAGCUGGCCCCCAAGGAAGAGACCAUCAUCGAGGUGGAGCUCACCAACAUCCAGAAGAAGUACUACCGCGCCAUCUUGGAGAAGAACUUCUCCUUCCUGGCCAAGGGUGCUGGUCAAGCCAACGUGCCCAACCUGGUCAACACCAUGAUGGAGCUGCGCAAGUGCUGUAACCACCCCUACCUCAUCAAAGGGGCUGAGGAAAAGAUCUUGGAGGACUUCCGGGAAGUUUACAGCCCGGCUGCUGUGGACUUCCAUCUGCAGGCCAUGGUGCAGUCGGCGGGCAAGCUGGUCCUCAUUGACAAGCUGCUGCCCAAGAUGAAGGCUGGAGGCCACAAGGUGCUCAUCUUCUCCCAGAUGGUGCGCUGCCUGGACAUCCUGGAGGACUACCUCAUUCAAAGGAGGUAUCUCUAUGAGAGGAUUGACGGGCGUGUGAGGGGAAACCUACGUCAGGCCGCCAUCGACCGCUUCAGCAAACCAGACUCGGAUCGUUUUGUAUUCUUACUGUGCACGCGUGCAGGGGGCUUGGGCAUCAACUUGACCGCAGCGGACACCUGCAUCAUCUUUGACUCAGACUGGAACCCCCAGAACGACUUGCAGGCCCAGGCUCGUUGCCACAGGAUUGGGCAGAACAAGGCGGUUAAGGUGUACCGGUUGAUCACGCGGAACUCUUAUGAGCGGGAAAUGUUCGACCGUGCCAGCCUGAAGCUGGGCCUGGACAAAGCUGUGCUCCAGAGCAUGAGUGGGCGGGAGAACAGCAUGGGUGGACAGAUCCAGCAGCAGCUGUCUAAAAAAGAGAUUGAGGACCUGCUGCGGCGGGGGGCAUAUGGGGCCAUCAUGGACGAGGAGGAUGAGGGUUCCAAGUUCUGCGAGGAGGACAUUGACCAGAUCCUCCAGCGCCGUACCAAAACCAUCACCAUUGAGUCAGAGGGCAGGGGCUCUACUUUUGCCAAGGCCAGUUUUGUAGCCUCAGGGAACAGGACAGACAUUGCUCUGGAUGAUCCCAACUUCUGGGACAAAUGGGCUAAGAAGGCAGAGAUUGACAUAGCCACUGUCAAUGGCAGAAACAGCUUGGUGAUUGACACCCCGCGAGUUCGGAAACAGACACGUCCAUUCAGUGCCACCAAAGACGAGCUGGCAGAACUGUCAGAGGGUGAGAGCGACAACGAUGACAAGCCCAAGCUCCGCCGUCCCUAUGACCGCUCCAACGGCUAUGGCCGCACUGAGUGUUUCCGUGUGGAAAAGAACCUGCUGGUGUAUGGGUGGGGCCGUUGGAAGGACAUCCUCUUGCAUGGUCGCUUCAAGCGGCAGCUGAGCGAGAGGGACGUGGAGAUGAUCUGCAGGGCGCUGCUGGCCUACUGCCUGGUGCAUUACCGUGGCGACGACAAGAUCAAGAGCUUCAUGUGGGACCUCAUCGCCCCCACUGAAGACGGCCGCACUAAAGAGCUACAGAACCACCUGGGCCUGUCCACCCCAGUCCCACGUGGGAGGAAAGGGAAGAAGGUGAAGACUCAGUCCAGCUCCUUCGACAUCCAGAAGGCCGAGUGGAUCAGGAAGCACAACCCAGAGCACCUGCUGCAGGAUGAUGGUUACAAGAAGCACCUUAAGCACCACUGCAACAAGGUGUUGCUGCGGGUCAGAAUGCUCUACUACUUGAAACAAGAAGUGAUAGGACACCAGUCCCAGAAAGUUCUAGACGGCGUGGACUCCAGUGAAAUCGAGGUCUGGGUUCCAGAGCUGGACCAUUCGGAGUUGCCGGCGCUCUGGUGGGACACGGAGGCUGACAAGUGUCUUCUCCUGGGAGUGUACAAGCACGGUUAUGAGAAAUACAACACCAUCCGUGCGGAUCCUGCCCUCAGCUUCUUAGAGCGAGUGGGCCGACCAGACGAGAAGGCCAUUGCUGCUGAGCAGAGAGGCAACGACUUCAUGGAUGGGGACGUGGAUGACCCAGAGUACAAGCCUGCCCCAGCAUUGCUGAAGGAUGAUAUGGAGCAGGACGACGCUUCAUCUCCUGGAGACCUGGUCAUCACAGAUGCUGGUGGAGAAGGAGGUGUGGUUGUGGAAGGAGGAACAGCAUACUGGCCCACCCCCUCUGCCCUAACUGCUCGACUGCGCCGAUUGAUCACUGCCUCCCAGCGCUACACCAAGAGCCGUCAGAUCCAGCACAUCCACCAGGCCCAGCAGGCCUUCCUCAGCUCACCCUGUGCUGUGCCACCCACCCUCAGCAACACCCUCAACCCCAAGAUGGCUGCCAAGAUUGAGAGGCAGCAAAGGUGGACUCGGCGAGAGGAGGCCGAUUUCUACCGUGUGGUGUCAACUUUCGGUGUGGUGUUUGACCCUGACUUGGGCCGCUUCGACUGGACGAAGUUCCGGGCCAUGGCGCGACUGCAUAAGAAAACUGACGAGAGCCUGCAGAAGUACUUGUGUGCCUUCACAGCCAUGUGUCGCCAAGUGUGCCGUCUGCCACCCAGGGACGGGGAAUCAGUGGACCCCUCCAUCUCCAUCCAGCCAAUCACAGAGGAGCGGGCGUCUCGAACCCUCUACCGCAUCGAGCUUCUGCGGAAAGUUCGGGAACAGGUGUUGCGCCACCCCCAGCUGUACGAGCGUCUGGCAUUGUGCCAGCCGGGACCUGACCUGCCUGUAUGGUGGGAGCCCGGCUCUCAUGACUGUGACCUGCUGAUUGGGGCAGCCAAGCAUGGUGUGAGCCGGACUGACUACCACAUCCUUCGUGAUCCCGAGCUCUGCUUCAUGAAUGCCCAGCGUAACUAUAGCCACACUAAGGGGGGCCAGUCCCGCACAUCUACGCCCCUUCUACAGCCACAGUACCAAGCAAUGAUGGCAGGGUCCCCCCUGGCCACCCAAGCCCGCCAGGCUGACACUAAGGUCCCCAGGGACGAGGACGCUAGGGUGGUGGCGAAAGAGGAGCCCAUUUGGGAGGAGGAGACCAAGGAUAGGAGGGGACAGCCUGAGGGGUGGAGCCCCAAGAUGGGCCCAGCAACCCCGACCAGCCACGAGGCCAAAGCAGGUCCUGCGAAAGCAGGCAGUGAGAAGCGAAUGGUAGCAGCCCGGACCAAGCCCCUCACACCAAACUCCACUACCAAAAGACAGAGCAAGUCCAGCAAGAGGGGCCGCAGGAAGGUCCGCAGAGGCUCUGGAUCAGACUCCGACUCCGAGGGCUCGUCCUCAUCCUCUUCCUCACGUUCCUCAUCAUCAUCCUCAUCCUCAUCCUCCUCCUCCUGCUCACGAACGGGGUCCAGCUCGUCCUCAUCUUCCUCUUCUUGUUCAUCAGGAUCCUCAUCCUCCUCUUCCUCUUCUUCCUCCGAGGACAGCGACAGUGAGGGAGAGGAAGGAAAGAAGAGUGCAUCGACAGUGCCCAGUGUGAAGGGUUUUGACGAGGACAGCGUUGCAUCCCUCAGCACUGUGCAGGACGAGACUCAGGAUAGCUGCCUCACCGAGAAUGGCCUGCCCAACUCCUCCCACCCCUUCCAGGGUGGCUACAUGCUGGCUGCCUCCUACUGGCCAAAGGAUCGAGUCAUGAUCAACCGGCUGGACAGUAUCUGCCAGGCGGUGCUGAAAGGGAGGUGGCCUGCUGUGAGGCGCGCCUACGAGGGGAACGUUGUGUCCUCCUUUUACACCACCAAGCUGCUGGACAGUCCCAGUAGGUCGGGGGACCCCGCAGGGCCCACCGACCUCGGAGAGGACUGCUCUGCCUCCCCUCAGAUGUCAAAGGUGAAGAAGCAUGUUCCAGACAAGGAGUUUACAGUGAAAAUCAAUGACCAGGAAGGUGGCUUGAAGCUGACUUUCCAGAAGCAGGGUCUCCCUCAGAAGAGACCCCUGGAGGGUGAGGAGGGGCCCCUAGGUCAGCAGCAGUACCUGGCCCGCCUGCACGAGCUGCAGAAUGCCUCCGACACCAGCCUCGCCGAUUUCACUAGGCCCCAGCCUAGCAUCGCCCAGGGUCUUCCUGGUCAUAUGAGGGUGAAUGGUGUGAUGGACGGCCAACCUGUAGUGAAGAAACGACGAGGCAGACGGAAGAACGUGGAGGGGAUGGAUCUCCUGUUCAUGAACAAAAACCAAAACCCCGCAGUCACAGACCAGGUGGCACCAGGAUGGUGUGGAAGUGCCAAGGCCAACCCUGCUAUGAGCCUGGGCUUCGGGCAGGGUCAGGGACCGCUGGACAUGGAGAGUAGAGUUCCUGUCAUCCACCUCAAGGAUGGUACCCGGCUUGCUGGUGACGAUGCCCCCAAGAGAAAAGACCUGGAGCAGUGGCUGAGAGAGCACCCAGGCUUUGUUGCUGAUGUUGGGGCCUUCCUCCCUGGGGUUAGCAAGGUGCAGUUUCCAGACAGUCGGCCAAAGCAGAAGAGACAUCGAUGUCGAAAUCCCAACAAGAUCGAUGUGAACAGCCUGACAGGAGAGGAGAGGGUGCAGAUCAUCAACAGGAGGAACGCCCGCAAGGUGGGUGGAGCCUUCGCCCCCCCUCUAAAGGACCUCUGCCGCUUCCUGCAGGAAAACCCAGAGUACGGCGUUCCCCCAGAGUGGGCCGAUGUGGUAAAGCAGUCGGGGUACCUUCCUGAGAGCAUGUAUGAUCGAAUCCUGACUGGACCCAUCGUGCCGGAGGAGGUGAGUCGACGAGGUCGACGACCCAAGAGCGCACAGGCCAGGGCAGCCACAGCGGCCGGUCUUGGCUCCACGCCUUUGGGCCUGAACCCUCUGCUGGCCAAUGGGCUGCUGUCUGGCAUGGAUAUGUCUAGCCUGCAGGCCCUUCAGCAGAACCUGCAGAGCCUCCAGUCCUUGCAGUUGACUGCUGGCCUCCUGGGCCUGCCAGGGGGGCUGACCGCUGGAGACGCCAGCAACCUUGCUGCCAUGUUUCCCAUGAUGCUCUCGGGCAUAGCUGGACUUCCAAACCUUCUGGGCCUGAGCAGCUUGCUGGGGAAAGGCCAGGCAGGGGCCACAGCCACCACAGAAAGCAAGGAGAAGGGAAACAGCAGCAGCAGCAACAGCAGUGGCAGUGGGGACUGCCCGGCCUUGAAAGCUCCCUCGCACACCCCUGCACACACUUCAGACACUAAAGGAGAAAGGACAGAAGGUCAGAGUGCUGACCCCGACACAAGCGAACCCUCCGCCUCCAGCGCUCCACCAAGUGCUUCUGCUGCAGCCGCGACCACGGCUGCAGCUUCCACCCACCCAGUAGCUCUUAACCCCUUAUUACUCUCCAGUAUGCUUUACCCAGGGAUGCUUCUCACUCCAGGCCUUAAUCUGCCCAUCUCCACACUAUCUCAGUCCAAUAUGUUUGACACACAGCAACAGUGUACAAGUAGUGGCCCCACCCCCCUGCCAACCCCCUCUAAAGAGGCAUCCCAGGGUACAGGGGAACAGAGGGAGGGAGAAGAGGGUGUGAGGCAGGAGGCAGGGGAGACAUCAGAAGAGCAAAAGGAGAACAGUGGUGCAGAAGGCUCAGAAAAGGUGGAAUCCUCUUCAUCUGAACCCAACAGUUCCUCUUCAUCAUCUGAGGAUUCAGACACCAGUGAUGAAGACUGAACCCUCUGUAUCCCAACACUUGCGUUGACUUUUUUUCUCUUUGUAAAUAUUAAAGUGUUGUGUAAUAAAGGAGAAAAAACUGGAUAAAAAGAAUCUGUAUCUAGGAAAACGG
Megalops cyprinoides (Indo-Pacific tarpon) is the source of this 9015-nucleotide messenger RNA. RefSeq names its product chromodomain-helicase-DNA-binding protein 9-like. The record is from RefSeq and is a predicted model, not a curated record. Bases 3 to 8903 code for a protein of 2966 amino acids. The transcript is spliced from 38 exons. Gene Ontology annotation, molecular function: protein binding; ATP binding; ATP-dependent chromatin remodeler activity. NCBI's taxonomy places the organism in Eukaryota, Metazoa, Chordata, Actinopteri, Elopiformes, Megalopidae.